AUGCCAUCCAUUGGCCCAACCCUCCCACCCCACCUCUCAAAACGUAAGCGUGACGACGAGGACCUCAAACCAACCACCUCCGCCGCAUCAUCAUCGCAAACUUCCCGUUCCCCCAGCCUCGAUUCCACCGACAAGAAACGCCGCACUAUCGGCCCCGCUCCCCCUCCCGCCCCCCUCUCCCAACGCCCCCCGUCCCCCCCCUCCCCGAACCAGGCAUCCGACGAUUCCAGCAGCGACGACGAUUUCGGCCCCCGGCCUCCCCCCGCCGGCUCGACCGACCCCCACGACGUCACGUCGGCGUUCGACCGCGAUGAAGGCAUCGUCCCCGAAGCCGACACCAAGCCCCAGCGCGACGAAUGGAUGACGAUCCCCCCCCAGCAAGACGACCUCGCGGCGCGGAUGGACCCGACGAAGCGGCCGGCACGGAAGUUUAAAGGGAAGGGGGCACCGGGGGCGGGCGAGGGGAUUGGGUCGGCGUGGACGGAGACGGCGGAGGAGAAGCGAAAAAGGUUGGCGGAUCAGGUGAUGGGGCGGAUGGAUCCCGAGGCGGGGCGGAAGGGGAGGCAGGCAGAGGAGGAGGGGGUACGGAGGGGGAGGGAGCGGGUUGGGGAGAAGGGGAGGGGAGAGGGGAAGUCGUUGUAUGAUCGGCAUCAGGAGAAGAAGGAUCGGGAGAAGGAGGACGAUCCGAGUGGGCGGGCGUUCGAUUAUGAGAAGGACAUGGGCACGGGGAUGAAGAUUGGGCACGCGCAGAAGAAGGAAAUGCUGCACCGGGCCGCGGAUAUGGGGUCCCGGUUCUCGGGCGGCGGUUAUCUAUGA
This is a messenger RNA of Eremomyces bilateralis CBS 781.70, 816 nucleotides long. RefSeq lists its product as uncharacterized. Lineage: Eukaryota; Fungi; Ascomycota; Dothideomycetes; Eremomycetales; Eremomycetaceae. Bases 1 to 816 code for a protein of 271 amino acids. The record is from RefSeq and is a predicted model, not a curated record. The transcript has a single exon.